Messenger RNA from Frieseomelitta varia, 1717 nucleotides. RefSeq names its product peptidoglycan recognition protein 4-like. Gene Ontology annotation, biological process: peptidoglycan catabolic process. Gene Ontology annotation, molecular function: N-acetylmuramoyl-L-alanine amidase activity; zinc ion binding. The coding region runs from base 126 to 1406 and encodes 426 amino acids. NCBI's taxonomy places the organism in Eukaryota, Metazoa, Arthropoda, Insecta, Hymenoptera, Apidae. The record is from RefSeq and is a predicted model, not a curated record. The transcript has 7 exons.
GGAAGGGGUCUAUACAUCUCUGAGGGGUUUCCCGAUCGCGUUAUUUUUCGUUUAAAAACCGACGUUUUUUCGUGAUUCGCAUUCAGUUAUAUUUUGAACUACGAGCUAACGCGGUGUCCAGCAUUAUGAAAUCGUUCAAUUUUUUAGUAUUUACAGUGUACGUUUUCAUUUUAUUUGUUCAGCCUGAAAAUGUUUUCGGAUUACCCGAUGUCAAUGCUGCUAGACCAAACAUCAUAAGCAGGAGUGACUGGCAUGCAAGACCAGCGAAUGGACACGAAUUGCUGAAAGUGACACCAACACCUUACGUGAUUGUUCAUCACGGAGGCUCACCGCAAUACUGUCACAAUAAAAACACAUGUUCCCAGAUCGUAAAAAGCUAUCAAAACUAUCAUAUGAAUAAUAACGGCUGGGCCGAUAUUGGUUACAACUUCAUCAUUGGCGAGGAUGGAAAUGUCUAUGAGGGUCGAGGUUGGAAAUAUGUCGGAGCGCAUGCACCUGGUUAUAACGCCAACAGCAUUGGAAUAUGUAUCAUUGGUGAUUUUACUAAUCGUCUUCCCAAUGAAGCAGCUCUGAAGGCACUGAAUGCAUUGAUUAGUUACGGAGUAUCCAAAGGGAGUAUCAGUCACAGUUACCACGUUCUACCACAUCGACAAGUCACAUCCACUGCCUGUCCAGGCACUAAACUAUACGAGUAUGUUAAGAAACUUCCACGAUGGACUAACAAUCCUACAAUAAAGUCCUCGUACGGAUUUUAUAUGCAGAAUUUAAUGCACAAUGUCAGUACAUCUCGGCGAACGAAGAUGAUCAAGUCAACAGUGAUAAUCUUUCUGCUCGUUAGUUGUCAAGUGUUCUUGUGUGCUGUGCAUAAGACGCCUGGUAAUAAACUGUUGCUUGAGAAUCUACGCCCAAAUAUAAUAUCGAGAUCACAAUGGGGAGCCAGGAGACCAAGCUCAGUCCGGAAUCUUGCGGAAGACCCUGCCCCAUUUGUUGUAAUUCACCAUUCAGACAGCGAUAGCUGCAUCACUCAAGCGAUUUGCCAAGCGAGAGUGAGAAGUUUUCAGAAUCACCAUAUGAAUAAUAAAAACUGGGCAGACAUAGGUUACAACUUUUUGGUUGGAGAAGAUGGAAACGUUUACGAAGGAAGAGGAUGGGGCAAACACGGUUCACAUUCGAAACCUUACAACUCGAAGAGCAUUGGAAUUUGCAUAAUUGGCAAUUUUAACAAUCAUAAUCCAAAUGCAGCAGCAGUAAAAGCAGUUCAGGAUUUGAUCGAAUACGGCGUGUCUCUUGGAAAGAUACAAGAAAACUACACGUUGCUUGGCCAUCGGCAAACAACGCAAACCACCUGUCCAGGUGACAGUCUCUAUCAAUUGAUUCAAACGUGGCCUCACUGGUCGUCAAACUAAUAAUAAUUUUUCAAUGGAAAGCAUUUCUACAGGACAAAAUUUAUUUCAAAAGCUGUGUUGUACAUGUCUUCGAUUCUCUGUUUUAAUGUCGAAAAUUAUUACGAAAUUAUUCUUUCACUAAUUAUACGUAAAGCGUUACAACACGAUUCACUGAAUUGUCAUAAGUAUCCUCCUCUGUCCUAACGCAAAUAUCCACGUGAGAGAAAUCGGGUGAAUUUGUCUUAACGUUGUUGUAAUGGCUCUUGUCUCUAGCCUGAGGAACACGAUGCAAUUAUGUUACAAUGAGAAUAAAAUAUCAACGUUUAAAACUA